AACAACAACAGCAACAACAACGACGACAACGACGACGACUACGACGUGGUAUUAAACAAUUUUGAAACUUUAGCAGUCGCUUUAGUUUUCAGCGAGUUUCUUUAUCGAUCGCUUGGUUUUGUGCGCGUGGCUUGUGUGUUAAAUACUCGGAGUUUUUUUUUCUACUCUUGUUGUUCCGGAUGCUUUCAGUUGUGCCUUCAUUGCUGCAGUUUAUUGUGCAAGAUUUGUGAGUUUUUCCUGCUGUGCAGUGUGUCGCUAUACUCGAGAGCCUAACCGUGGCCAAUGUUAGCAGAGUGCUAGUGUUAGUGAUUUAAGCUGAAGAAAUUGGCAGAAAAAAAGUACCUAAAUUGUUUUAGAAAAAAAAGUGAAAACCCAGCGUCGCUACCAAGGGGGCAAAAUAGAUGGCGACUGCGACUCACGCGACACUGCUGAAAGUAUUGUUCACCUAAUCCAGGUCGGAUCCAAGCAACUGUGCGUAAAACAUCUGAUUUUGUGUUCGAGGGUUUUAUUGUCUCGGGAGAGCAAUGUGAGUGGGUUAGAAGAAAGUGAACCCUUUGUAGUUCGCAACAGCAAAGAGAAAUAACCAAACUUUCGUUGUAGCGGCUGUCACCUGCAUAUUCGACCGAUUAGCAAAUCCUACCGUCGCCCCUGCGGGUGCAUGUGCAACAAGUGAAAAGUGCAAUCGAAACACGUUUUACCCGCUAGAGAGAUUGCAUGUUGGUGUAGUGUAGUCUUGUAUGUUAUUUUUUCUUUAUCAGCGCGCGCCUAGACGCCAUUAUCCGAUCUAUUGAUAUGCAAGUUACUUCGUGUGCCAUAUUGAAGCAGUAAUAGAGUGAAAAAUCGAUCACCGUGCAGGAAGAAGAAGAAGAUUUUUUUAACCAUCCGACGAUUGACAUUCUACGACUAAUUGUUCGACGAACGACCUUCCCCAGCACGAGAACGUGAUCAGCGAUCAUCGAGCAGGAUUCUGCUCCCUGGCCCCUUCACCGAUCAUUGAAACAUCACCAAAAAAAACACAAAUAAAGUUCAAAAUCGAAAACCAUGACCAGUAUACUCUCUACUCCGGGCAAGUACCGAUCCCGGAAGGACCUCAGCACCGGUUCCAUACCCACAUUGGUCUCCCUGGAGGAGGAAUCUAGUCUCAGCAACGGGCUGCAGUCCGAACUACAGAACCAUCACAGCCAGAAUGGCAACGGUCACCACAUACCGCUGGCCGCAACCGCCAAUGGGUCCGGUGUCAGUCUGACAGAUCGCCGCAUCGAAACACUCACCAACACACUGAACAUAAAGAAUGGCCUCAACGGUAAAACUUCCAGACGCAGCUCGCUGGCGAUCGGGCUGUUGGGUGGUCGCAGUAAUAACAACACCGAUAAAAAUAACAAACGCCGCAGCUCGAUUGCGGUGGCCUUUCUCGGUGGCGGUCGGCGGGACUCGAAAUCCCACAGCCACAAUUACCCGAUUGCCACCAUCCCGGAGAAGUAUCACAAAACCACAGAAUCGGAUAUCGAAAAUGAUUCACCCAACCAUUACUACACGGUUCACACGAGCAGUGUCAGUUCGUCGUCCCUGGUGCCGGACGCAAACGGGACCGGUCUGGGGGAGUUCAGUUCGGCGAGCAACGGAAACCUGACGGCCAAUGGGUACGAUAAGAAACGACGCCGUUCGUCCUCGUGGCAAACAAAGCUGGAACGACGACGGCGCAAAGGUAUGACGGCGGCACUGGACAGCGGUGAUGUGACCGGAAUCGGUGAUCUGGAUGGGUUCGGUUCCGCCGGUGGACUGGACGUGUACGGCAGCAAAUAUGGCCGCGAAAAGCGACACUCGUGGUGGAACAUUUUCGUGCCGGAGAAUCUCAAACAGAGGACCCGCCGAGCUAGUCAAGAUGUGAUACUGUCCAAAAGCUCGGACAGCCUCAGUCCACCCUUCAGAAGGAGCAAAUCGAGAAGCGUCGAUCAUGGACUGGCGGCACCCUUCGAUCUGGAUUCACUGCGGUCCAAGGUGGAAGGCAGAUUCGAGAGCAUCGACAGACUGUCAAAAGAUGGUGAGAAGAAACGCUCAAUGCCCACUAUACCGACCAUUUCGUACACGGUGAAGGACCGAGACACACUGACUUCGUUGGCGGCCCGCUUCGAAACCACACCGUCGGAGUUGACCCAGUUGAAUCGAUUGGCCAGUUCCUUUAUCUAUCCUGGCCAGCAGCUGCUCGUACCCGAUAAAUCCGUCAAAUCGGGCCCUGCGGGAGCCGAUGGAGAUUCGGAUGCCAGCACCGAGCGUUCAUCGCACAGUCCCACCGAGGGCCGCCGCAAAGGUUCCCAGGAAGAUUUGUGCCAGGAAGAGAAAGACCUGUUGGAGGGCCUUCGUCCUGGUUCGCCGAAACCGGGCCAUAUCGAACGUGUUGCAUCGCCCAAUACUCAAAGCGGUGGAGGCGGCGGCGGGGACACGGCAGCCGGUUUCAACGAAGAUGAUCCAGUUACGAUCCAACGUUUUCUCAAAAUAAACGUACGCCACAUCACCGACGGCCAAGGGGUCGUUGGUGGUGUCCUGCUGGUGACACCAAAUGCGGUCAUGUUCGACCCGAACGUUUCCGAUCCUCUAGUCAUCGAACAUGGACCGGAAAGUUACGGCGUGAUUGCCCCAAUGGAGUACAUUGUCAAUGCAGCCAUAUUCAACGAUAUUGCUCACAUGCGGGUACAGGGUGCGACCAGUGGCAACGAAACCACCGAGAAGGCAGAGAUUUACUAUCCGGUCCCGGAGAAAUCUUGCUCCCGGUGCGAUACGCACUCGCCCGGCAAAGAUUCAUUACUGGUCAAAGACGAAACAUUCCCGGAGCUAGGAGUUGGUUCGGUUGAAGGGUGUGACGAUCAGGAGAGUAUUUGCUCCAGCAACGAACGCGAGGGAGACGCUUUCCCGAAGGCCUUCGAGCGGGAUCUAGUCACACCGAACAACCUACAGCGUUUGCACGGUGAUUCAACCGAAAGUGGCGGCAGUUCGGAGAAACCACCGUCAGCGGAACCACCAUUUUUAAGCUUCGAUCGAGACUCACAGUCACAUACGCCGAACUCGCUAGAUAACAGUCACAGUGGCCAGGAAUCGGCUGGUUCCAAGGAACGGGGAACCGCCGAUGAUAAGACUGACAAGGCCAACCGCAGUGUUCUUGAGGAUCCUACGCUACGCUCCCUGGAGGAACGGAGACGUAGCCUGCUCGAUCAGCACUGGGCCAUCCCAAGCAAGGAUAGAGCCAAAUGUAACUGCAAUGAAACUUCAUCUCAAAGAUCGCUGGACGAGGAGGAAGCUAUCAGCACUGGCAGUGGUACAACCGCUGCUUCCGGAGGCGGAGGUGGUAGUGGCGGCAGUUCCGGUAUAGUUCUUGUGGCAGCCGAAGGAAUCGCUGGCGGUGGGGGCGCCGUUGAUGAUGGCGCUGGUCAGCUGGUGAAACACUCUUGCCACGAUUCGGGAAUUGACAUUCGUGAUCCUAACAUACUGCCAACGGGUGGAGCUGCUGCCGCAGCAGCAGCCGCUGCUGUUCCCGUCGUGGCACCCAUCCCAACGAAAAAGGUCUACAGUGAUGCCGACAUUGUACUCAGUGCCGACUGGGUGCCACCAUUGACCAUUGCCCCGUCGCAUUGCAUUGACAGUUCACCCCGGAGCUCAUCGGCUGCAUCGUCCCAGCUCAGUUCCCUGUCGACGGUGCAAACCGAUACACCGGGCCGUAAGAAAACGUCCAGCGUGAGUUUUAGCGUUGACGAACACGAUUCACCGGGUGGCGGUUCCCAGCUGGACAAAGGUGGAGAUACGAAAAAGAACAAGAUGCUGAAACGUCUUUCCUAUCCUUUGGCAUGGGUGGAAGGUCUGACGGGAGAAGGAGCCGGCCCUAGUCAUAAAUCGGACUCGAUUGAAUCUGCUCCCAAUACUGGCGAUUCUAAUCAAAGUGUAUUUUCAAAAGUAUUCUCCAGCUCCCCCAUAACACUGGUGUCCGAGCUCGGAGGAAAUUUGUUCUUGUCGAAGACCCCGUCGGAAGAUUCCGGUGGGUCACCGGUGCCUCCGUUGACACCACACGAUGCCCAUCAUCCCCACUUGCAGAGUGGCGGAGGGUCAGGAUCGUUCACGUCCGCAUCCGGGCGUUCCUCGAUAGGCACCUUUAUCCGGCCGCAAUCGACGGGAGAUGGCGUACCAGUCGCAAAGCAGAAACAACCACCACCGAAGCUGGACUACCGUUCGAUGGUGUCGAUCGAUGACAUGCCGACGUUGUUCGUCAGUUUCGACAUGCGAGCGCCACUGUUUCCACAACUCGAAAAACUUGAACUCAUCCCUCGUCCGGCCCGUGCCUGCCCUGAUCCACCGAUGUAUCUGCGGCUGCGAAUGGGUCUUAAAAUUGGCAAAACCACACCGCUACCGACGACUGUUAUGUCCUAUGGCAAGAAUAAGCUACGACCCGAAUAUUGGUUCAGUAUUCCCAAGAACAAGGUCGAUGAAUUGUAUCGAUUCUUGACCGCCUGGGUUCAGCACCUGUACGGUGAACUGGAUGAGAAAGCCAUCAAAGAGCGUGGCUACGAGCUGAUACAGAUCGACACCGAAUGGUCAACAAAGGAUGGCGCUUCAAAUAAGGAGGGACGUUCCGCCAGUGACGGUGAAAUAACCGAGUACACUCGUGAAUCGUGGGAGCUGCUGAAGGCACCGUUUGUCAAGACCUACAAUAUUAUUAAAAGUCAAACCGGAUCCAACGAUUUGGAUGGUUGUGAGGUGCUGUCUAUGAGCACAGAUGACUACCGAAAAGCGACGCUGUUUGCGACCAGUUCCAUCGAUCAAGAGUUCCAGAUCCCGGAACUGAUCGGCCAGACGGAGAUCCUCAGCGAAGAGCACCGGGAAAAAUUGUGCGCCCACCUGCCAGCACGUGCCGAGGGUUACUCGUGGUCCCUGGUGUUCAGCACUUCGCUACAUGGAUUCUCGCUGAAUUCACUGUACAGGAAGAUGCACAAGCUAGAGAGUCCCAUUCUGAUAGUCAUACAAGAUACUGAACACAAUGUCUUUGGAGCCCUCACGUCCUGCUCGCUGCAUGUGUCGGAUCACUUCUACGGUACCGGCGAAUCGUUGCUUUACAAAUUCAAUCCACACUUUAAGGUGUUCCAUUGGAGCGGGGAGAACUUGUACUUCAUCAAGGGUAACCCGGAGAGUCUGGCGAUCGGUGCUGGAGACGGAAAAUUCGGGCUCUGGCUGGACGGAGACCUGAACCAGGGCCGAUCACAGCACUGUAGCACCUACUCGAACGAACCACUGGCGCCGCAGGAGGACUUUGUUAUCAAAACACUCGAAUGCUGGGCAUUUGUCUAAGUAACAAAGAGCUGUGCGACUGGCGCUUCCGUGAGGCGAUACAUCAAAAUCAAGAAGAAGAAGAAGAAGAAGAGGAAAAGAAAGAAACAAAAGACCGUGGGUGUGUUUUGGAUUUGUUGGGGUGUCCUUGCGUGUACGAACGUUGAUUCCGUUUCUGUGCCUGUAUGGAGGGGAUUGCUGCUGCCACCUUGCGUGGCAAAUUAGAGUUAUACUGCGUGUAUGCGAGAACGUUCUAGAUAUAGCAAAACUGUUUUCAUUUAUUUUAGAGUGCAUUCGAAUGUGUGAACCGAUCGAAACGGGAGCCGCUGCUAAAAGAGCUGAGAUAAAAUUUAGUGCUUAGUGUUAAGAAAACUGAAACAUGUAUCGAAAAUGAGAAGCAAGGAUUAAAACAAAUUUUAGAGAUGCUACUUUUAAGAAUAUUAUAAAAGAUACUAGAGCGAUAGAAAAGAAUAUUGUAAAAGAGAUAAAUAUAAACCAUUUACAAGAGAGAAUUUAUUAGUGCAACCUUUACCUUUACAUGUUUGGGCAGAGCAGCGAAUUUGAAGGUGGGCAGAUUUAUAGCGAUUAGGGCUGAUGUCACCUGCAAACAAAGGGGCACGUUGUUAAGAGGAUUUAUAUUUAUAAACGCAGAGUGACACGUUGAAAAUGGGGACUGGCCCCGAUAUAAAACAGCUAUAUUUGUAGUCGUAAUUCAGCGCCAUUCGUUGGAGUGUGCUAUUGUAAAUGGUUGAGCUCUGUGAAGCCGAAUUUGGGGGCUCAACACAAACCCUCAUCUACGUUCCAAAACGCUUUGUGGAGUCUCCCCAAGACUAGAGCAGCAGCACUCGGGGAGCGGAUGGUGAUCAUCAGGGAGGCUUCAGGCUAUCCUCAAAUGCAAAAUCCAACUCUCAUACAUUGAUAUGUUUAAUAACCUCUCUAUACAUUAGGGCAAAGCAAAACUAAUAACAAAAAAAAACAGAGGAUAAAUCACCGAAACAUAAUAACACCGCAGCACAGACUGCAGCUACGUAAUCACCCACUAAAAGAAGCAUGUAGCAUAAACAUAUAAUAAACGAAAAACAAGUUGCUAAUAAAUACCAGAUAAAACAUAAUUGUGUUAGAAGUAAACUGUUCACAUCUAGAGACUGCUUUUCAUUUGUUUCAGAACAUGUUGUGACAAAGUAGAGGAAGUAGUGAAGUCAAAGCAAAACACACUGAUUAAACAGCAGCAAACACAGAACCACAAUCUCCCAUGCGUGGGGAAGAAGAAAACAAACAAAAAAGCGCGGGUGUUCAACGUUAGUCAUGUUUGUUUGUUUGUUUGGAAGUACCAUCGCGGUACCAAGCGCGUUAGCAAACGGCAAUUCAUUUCAAUUCAAUGAUACAUCAUUGACAAUAAAACACUUAAAUCUGAACCCAGGAAGCCAACAACAUCAAUACACUCAAACACACGAAAGAACACAAGAACACAAGUACACAUACACUUUCACAUAGGAUACAAUCGACUUGAAAAAAAAAACGCGCCAACGCAUGUCAAUUCAGAGAGAAACAUUUGCAAAACCAUUUGCUUUAUUGAACGUUUUAGGCUUAGUUUCAAAAUUAGUUGGUCCGCUGUACGUUUUGAGUUUCGACUGUGACUUAUCGUAGCAUUCAUAUGGUUUUGCCGUUAGUUGUCAUUUGUUUCGAUUCGUAUCGAUGUCCUUUUGCUUCGGCCUUCAAAGGCGCAGUCAAACCAAUAGUUGAUAGUAGGCAGGAUGGCGGUAUGACAGGUACGAGAUGCGAUGUGUCUUGGACCGCGGAUUGGUUUGUGGAAUUUUUCCAUCAAUAAUCUAUUUUAUCGUUUUUUAGCCUGUAGGAAUUGUUUUAAUUUAUUAUACACUUUAUAAUUUCCAUCUGUAUUUUAUUUAUGUCGAUGUAAAGUGAAUCCAACCCAAUUAAUACAUUCAACUUGUCCCCGGCUGUGUAGUGCCAUCCUUUGGUGCGCGCGGACGAGCCGGUUGGACCAUAUUGAACAGAAACUAGCAUAACACAGAACAUGUUGUUGUAAUUGACACGUUUUACAUGUGAACUAUAGUAAUAAACGAAACAAACGAUAAUUGCAUGAAAAAUAGUCACGCAUAA
Malaya genurostris is the source of this 7428-nucleotide messenger RNA. It is a transcript of the gene mtd, whose product is annotated as TLD domain-containing protein 2. Gene Ontology annotation, cellular component: nucleus. The record is from RefSeq and is a predicted model, not a curated record. The coding region runs from base 1042 to 5328 and encodes 1428 amino acids. Lineage: Eukaryota; Metazoa; Arthropoda; Insecta; Diptera; Culicidae. The transcript has 19 exons. Gene Ontology annotation, biological process: response to oxidative stress.